Molecule: messenger RNA, 1272 nt
Organism: Lentinula edodes (shiitake mushroom)
Lineage: Eukaryota; Fungi; Basidiomycota; Agaricomycetes; Agaricales; Omphalotaceae
Exons: 3
Coding region: 1-1272 (423 amino acids)
Source: RefSeq, a predicted model, not a curated record
AUGAACAAGAACUGUCCCAUUUCUGGUUCCGAUAUCAACAUGCAACGGCGAUUUCCCAAUGAAAUUUCCAGCAUCGUUGUUGACUAUCUUGUCGACGACCCUCCCGCUCUCCAGAAUGUCGCUCUACUAUGCCAUGAUUUUGCAAGCCUGGCACAAUCGCGCAUCUUUGAGCAGGUCAGCUUAGAAGACGGUUCAAAGUUGGCAUCUGGUUAUAUGCCGUGGUCCAGGUGGUCCAGGUACCAACGGCAUGAUUACGCUCCCCUCAUGUACCGGUUCAAUGCCCUAUUGAGCAAUCCUCAGACGGGUUUCCUAGGAAAAUUUGUUCGAAGACUCGACUUGGAUCCAUGCUUGGGUCCCCUCAGAAACAUGGAGCAUACCGAGGUCGAUGUGACCAUUUCUUCCAUCUUUCAACAAUUACCUGCCUUGACGGAGCUCAGAAUCAAUCACGGACGCGGCGAACACUUUGGAGCUGUCGAAACGUAUCUAAGUCAACAGUUGAAGGAAUUAUGGAUCGGACAUACCACUAUUCAUGAACAAAAAUGCUUCGAAUAUUUCCAAAACAUGCUCACCUCUCUUACUGCCUUGACGCGUCUUUCUAUCAAUAAUUGUUCUCUUAGUCACCCCCCAGACGUCGGGUCAAACCCUAUACGCGCGCUCAUUUUCCCGAGUUCAUUGAAAGCAGCUUGUAUCACAGGUACAGAUGAGCGUACUUUCCGUGCCCUUGGACUAGGAUUAGAAUGUCCUCAAGCUCCAGUGUUAUCCUCCUUUCUUUCGGAUUUUCGGAAUGAAGUGGAAGAUCCGAAGUAUACUUUGGAAAGGACUCGGGACCAACAAGCUGACCCAAUAACUUCCUACUUGCCGGCUAUGAUCUCCGUCACUAGAGGGAUAGAAGGCCCCAACCUAACACUAUGUUGCUCGCAGUUUUAUCAACUGAUUGCAUAUUUCGCCCACUUUAUUUCCGUACUUCCCGAAUCCGUUCGAAGAAUAUGUAUCGAUUUCAAUGCUGGAGCUACCGAUGGACCUCCAGAUCUUCAUCAUCUGGAUGGGUGGGUCAAACUAGAUGAUACUCUUAUGGAUAGACAUGCGAUCGGAUUGCUGGAAAGUGUCUGCUUUAGGUGCACGAAACGUACCAUAUCUGGUAAUGGUCCAUCGUUCAAGAGUGGUUCUUCUCUUGACCGAACAAUUUUAAAUCGUGUAUCUGGAUUGUUACAUCGGUCAGAUGAGGCAGGAAUGCUCGAGAUCGACUAUACCACACUCAUCUUUAAAUUUUAG